Molecule: messenger RNA, 6380 nt
Organism: Carassius auratus (goldfish)
Lineage: Eukaryota; Metazoa; Chordata; Actinopteri; Cypriniformes; Cyprinidae
Product: SUN domain-containing ossification factor-like
Exons: 24
Coding region: 246-4310 (1354 amino acids)
Biological process (GO): regulation of bone remodeling; protein folding in endoplasmic reticulum
Cellular component (GO): membrane; cytoplasm
Source: RefSeq, a predicted model, not a curated record
AGAGCAGCAGCAGCACAAGCGGAGAAGCGGACGGGAACCAGUCCUGCACCCAGCGCUUCUCAGCGGGGAGGGGGUUUAAAACAGAACCUAGCCCAGCUGUUUGUUCUGUACCGCGAAACACACCCCCUUACCUUAAUACAGUGGUAAACAAUUAGCAUUAUUAGCAAGUCUUGGCCUCUGUUGUCGGUGUUAGAUAGAUAGGCGAAUAGAUAAAAAGCGAGGAUGUUGGUCCCCGCGGGAAGAUAAUGAAGGAGCUGCGCGUGUCGUUGCUGUGCGCCGUUUUAGCUCUCCUGUGCUGGCACUCUUGUCAUCAUGUUUAUUGUUCAGAAGAGAUCUCCUCUGGCCCAGGACUCCCUGCACAGGAUGACAGCCGUUACGCAACGCAGGAACCAGGGGCCGGCGAAAAUGUCGAAGAGGAAAGAGCAACUCACACUCAGUCAUCAUAUGACGUGGGCCUGGAAACAGAGAGAGCUGCUCUAAAGGAAACAUCAUUGCCCUCACAAGACGCCCCGCUCGAAGAGAAACACAAACAGACUGUGCAUUUGGAAGAAGUGUUGGAGGAGCAGCAGCUUCAGCUUGAGUCUCCUCUCCCUGUGCUAGAAGAACAACAACAACAACAGCAGCAGGAGCAACCAGAACCCCAGAGCACCCAACAAUCAGACCAACAACAAUCGGCUCAGCCACCAACAUCUACACAGCCCCAAACAGCACCGCCACUCUCCCAGCCCCAGCCAGACCCUGAAACUCCACAGCCCACUGCCACAGAGGACCAGGCUGCCCCUGCCUCUGCCGCUUUAACCCCUCCACAGACUGACCCGCACAGAGAAGACCCCUCUGCACCUUCUGCUGAACUCCAGAAGAGCCCAGAAGAGUCAGCGUCACCUACCUCAGUCGCCUCCUCCGACAGCUCCUCCAGUGGACUAGACGUUGCGCGUCCUGAUGCCCCUGUAGAGAACUCUAGUGCCAGUCAGUGUGAGGUGGGCUCUGUGCCCUCCUUCAGCCAGUCCCUUGGCAUCACGCUCCCCAGUGUUGUGGAGGAAAAUGCGGAGAAGCAAGCAGAGAACCAGUCUGCCACAUUGGGAGAACCGAGUACAGAGACCAGUGCUGACCCGAGUGAGCUGGACCUCACAGAGCUGGGGCAGAAAGCCAGUAUCCCUCCACCUUCACAAAGCCAACAGAUGAUGGACCACGAGGGAGCGACAGACCCUCCUGUGCCCAGUAAAGAGGACAUUCCCACUUUUGAUGAGUGGAAGAAGAAAGUGAUGGAAGUAGAGGAGAAGAAAAGUCUGUCUAUGCACACUUCAUCAAAUGGCAGCCCUCAUCCAGUCAAAAAGGUCCAAAAGAAUUUCAAGAAUAACUACGCUUCUGUCGAGUGCGGGGCCAAAAUCCUCUCGGCCAACAAUGAAGCCAAGAGCACGUCUGCCAUCCUGAUGGAGAACAUGGAUCUGUACAUGCUGAACCCCUGCAGUACCAAGAUCUGGUUUGUUAUUGAGCUCUGUGAGCCAAUCCAGGUGAAGCAGCUGGAUAUUGCAAACUUUGAGUUGUUCUCCUCUACACCAAAAGAUUUCCUUGUGUCUAUAAGUGACAGGUAUCCGACCAAUAAGUGGAUCAAGCUGGGCACCUUUCACGCCCGUGAUGAACGCACAGUACAGAGCUUCCCUCUGGAUGAGCAACUCUAUGCCAAAUAUGUCAAGAUGUUCAUCAAAUAUAUGAAGGUUGAGCUGCUUUCCCACUUUGGCUCUGAACACUUCUGUCCUCUCAGCCUGAUCAGGGUGUUUGGCACCAGUAUGGUGGAGGAGUAUGAUGAGAUCGCUGACUCUCAGUACACCUCAGAGAGAGCCGAGUAUUUGGAUGAAGACUAUGAUUACCCGCCCGGCUACCUGCCAUCAGAGGACAAGACUUCGAAGAAUCUGCUGGGGUCUGCCACAAACGCCAUCUUGAACAUGGUAAACAACAUCGCAGCAAAUGUGCUAGGAGGGAAACCAGAGCUAGAGGACGGAGCGGAAAUGGAAGGAAACGUUUCCACUGGGACAGAAAACGUCACACAGGCGUCAGCAGAAACCUCGCUCACGCCAGAACCCACCCCUACUGAACAGCCCUCUACGCUGGAUUUUCUUGAGCUGGAUCCCACUCUAGUGAAGGAGGACUUAGAGGUUCCUGUUCCUGAGGCUCCUUCAGAACCUCCCCCUGAGGAAAACCGUAUCGUCAUCCUCAUUGAGGAGGAAGAAGAGGCCACCCAGCCGACGGUGACCCUGCUGGAGGAGGAGCGCGAGGUGGAGAAGAGACUAGAGGAGAUUUGGGAGAAGGAGAGCGCCACGUACUGCGGCCACCUCUCGACUUUGUCCUGUUUGGCGUCUUUGCACGAACACUUCUAUUGCUACUGUUCGGCAGCUUUAGCACUACAGCGCCAGCGUAGAGACUGCCACCACAAAGCACCGCACACACACACCGAAACAGACUCUCAAACCACCCCUCAGCAGUCCCUCCCUGACACCACCCCAACCCAAGAGCCCCCGGCACCCUCUGAGAAACUUCCAGAAACAGAGCGGCCCUCAAAAGCACAAGCCGAGAGGAUUUCCCCUACUGAAACAGUGGCUCCUCCCCCUCAGUCCUCCAGUGGGGAGACUGCGGUGAGCGAGCAGGAGCUCCUAAUUGAGACUAUCCUGUUAGAGCCCAGUCGUACCUCCACCCUUCCCCCACACAGCCUCUCAGACACCCCCACCCAAAACAUCCCAGAGUCUCUACCCACAGGAGAGCCCAUGGACCAGCGUCCGCAGUACCUGGUAGACAUCCCAGAAACCCUUACUCCGGUCAGCAGCAGCCUCCUCUCUCCCAGUGCUGCCUCCUCUCCGCUCUCCUCCUCCACCACCACUGAACCCCACAGCCCAGAGACGGACCCUCCCAAACUGGAGCUCCCCGUCCCCACCAAAGAGCCGACGGUUCAGCCGUUGCCCACCCACACUCGCCCCGCUGAUAUCCCACCUCCGACUGAACUCCCCGUCCCGCUCCCAGAGGCCUCGGAUAACGGCAGGACCGCAGGGGUUGAAGAUCCUCACCACAGUGCUGUGGCCACCCAACCAGAGCUUUCCGAAGCCCCUCUGUCUCAGCAAGAGGAGACUGUAGAUGACAUUCUGCUCCCACACCGCACCGCCGGAGAGUUUUACGCAGAGCAGCAGCAUUCGGCGGAAAUGGGCCACGGGAAUGGAAACGGUAACGGGAAUCAUGUGCAUGGAUCCAACCAGAAGGAAUCUGUGUUCAUGAGAUUGAAUAACAGAAUUAAAGCACUAGAAAUGAACAUGUCCCUCAGCAGCAGAUACCUGGAGGAGCUCAGCCAGAGGUAUCGUAAACAGAUGGAGGAGAUGCAACGGGCUUUCAACAAGACCAUCAUCAAACUGCAGAACACCUCCAGAAUCGCAGAAGAACAGGACCAGAAGCAGACAGAGUCUAUACAGAUGUUACAGAGCCAGCUGGAGAACGCCACCAAGCUCAUGCUGAACCUGUCUGCCACUGUUGCUCAGCUACAGAGAGAGGUGUCUGACAGACAGAGUUACCUGGUGCUGUCUCUGAUCCUGUGUCUGACGCUGGGUCUGCUGCUCUGUAUGCAGUGCUGCAGGAGCUCACCCACUCACAAAACCAGCUCAAGCAUUCCCAUGAGCAACCACUACCCCAGCCCUAAGAGGUGUUUUUCCUCAUACGAUGAUAUGAGUCUGAAACGGAGAGUGUCUUGCCCUCUCGUCCGUUCAAAGUCAUUUCAGCUGCCCACAUCAGAAGUAGGUCCUGAUGACUUGUACAUUGUAGAACCUCUAAGGUUUUCUCCAGGGAAAAAGAAGAAACGCUGCAAGACAAAAGGAGGGGAGCGAGUGGAGACGCUCCAGGCCUCCGUCCCCUCAGCGACGGUUGUUAAUGACGGUGAAUCAUCAUCUUUUCAAUUCCUGCCAUCACCGUGCAACGGCUGUGUGUCCACCUGCUCGUCCAGGGACUGUGUGUCCGAGGGCAGCUCCGAGAGCUCUGCUUCUACACUGUCUGAGGAGUCCUUCAGCUGCGCCCCCUCCAUGAACGGACACGACCCAAACCUGUGCAACGGCGAGCCCCCGGCGCUUUUCCCUCCAGCCAAGAGCAAGACGGAGAAGAGGUCGCUGAAACGACGCAAGUCUAGGAACGCUGAGCAGCAGGAGGCCCUGCGUGUGGGGGAGAUACUGCACGCAUCACUUCCUGUGACGGUCAUGCCCACGCUGGAGGAACUCAUGAAGGGGAAGGCGGAUCUGGCCGUGGCCACUUUCGGAAGGACAGCUGUAACAGGACGAGUUUGAGUUCUUAUGCCACCAUCUUUCCUUUUCUUGUUCCAUCUCACCACCGUUUUGAGAUUUUAUUGUGAGCGCUGAUCCUGACGCCGCCUUCACUACAUCCUGGUUCUCUGAACUAUGUGCCUUUUUUUUAUCCAAUCAGGAUCGUUUUUUUUGUUAUUCCCUUUAAUUUGUUUUUAUUCUUCUGGGAAGGUUCUGACUGCUAAACAUUCACAAGUAUGAAUGAGACUUGAUUUGAUGUUCUCUGAACAUACAUACGGCUCGUGCAAAUGUGGCUCUGCGUCACCGUGACCAGGAGUUUAGACGGGGAACGUGUGGACGGUCCGAUUUCAAUUCCGGCAAACACAUUCAACGGGUUUCUUUACACUAACACGACCCUCUUUCACUGUCCCUUUAAUGCUCUCGCUCUCUCGUUCCCUUCCUCGGUGGAAGUAUAAAUCGUGUACAUUUGAGUGUGUGUCAUUGUUUGUGGUUGGUUUGUGGGACCAGUGAUGUCACAUAGCACAGGGCUUCAAUCCAGUGAACAGAGCUGAAUGAUGAACAGAUCCAGUUCAUGUUGAUUCUGUCUUUAUUUCCUCUUUUAGGGGGUAAAUUAAAGCCUUUUAAUUAGACCAACGAGUCGUGGCUAUUCAUACCUGAACAUGUACAGAUUGUGACGCACACAACAGUGUCUCAUGUUCAGUCUCCAGCUUUUUCAAGCAUGUUUACAGCUCAUUUUCUUCGUGUUCAGUGUAGCCGUCAUAAAAAAAGACGCAUGCAGAUAUUCACUUUUUACAUUUUUAUUCACUUUAUAUGUACACAGGGACGUUGUAGGGGACAUUCUGUUAUGUUAGUGGUAAUUAUUUAUGUAUUUAUUUAUUUAAAUGUGACCCUGGCUCAAUGAGAUUGUGGUCAUGUGACAUGAGAUACGGUAGCCCCUCCCUCCUCCAUGUUUGAGAUUUAUUACAGAUACUCACGAAUGGUACAGACAGCGUCUUUCUGUUCUCUAAAGUCUGUGCACCCUACCUUUUUUUUUUGAGAUAGCUGGAUUCUGAUUUUGACAUUUUUAUAUUGGAUGUUUGAUUUAUUUUAUUAUUUUGCCUUCAAAUCAGAUUUCAAUAUCAAAUGAGGCAUCAGAUAAACCCGUGAUCAUGGCGAUGUUGUGAAUCUGAUUGGCUCAGCUUCUGUUUGACCCUUCUGGCUUGUCCUCGGCUGGAUCUGUUCGGAUGAGCUUUGAGUUACUGGAUUCGGGGGGAAAUCGUAAAAAUGGCCGAGCUCUCGUUGUUGUGCAAAUAUUAUGCAUGAGUCCAGCAAAGCAACCGUGUGGUUUGUCCUACCUGUCAUGUACGUGUAAAGUUUAUCUGUGUGUGUGUGUCCAGCAUCUUCUCUAGUCACACACUCCGUGUCCCUAUUAACACACUUAUGUAUUUGUGUGUUUGCUGCUUUCUUAGUUCUUUUUAAUGCACCUAAUAGACCAUUUGGCAUCCCAGCUGUGCGGGGUCUUGUGUGUUGUGUAAGAUUGUAAGUGUUUUUUUCAUGCAGAUGAUCCCAUCAUUGACCUUUUAUCAAACUCUGGGCUUUAGAGAAUGUGAAUCAACAACACUAUUUCAAUAAAAGGGAAAGAUUGGGAUGGCGUGCGAUGGACCAUCUCUGUGUGAUUUCCAUGAUAUAUGUUCCACUUUAAAACGUUUUCUCCUUUUUGAAUGGAAAUUGGUAUAUGCUUGGGGAAUUUGUUUUUGUCUGGAUGUUUUUUUUUUUCAUGCAGUGUGUGUGUGUGUUGAAUAUAAUUUCCGGUACCCCAGUGAGUAGAGACCGGAGAUGUUUGGAGAACUCCACACAUGCCUUUGUUUUUCUACACCACACCUUGUACAAGUGCUUUUCGCCGCAGGCUUCCUUUAGAACGGCGCCCUCUAGUGUCUAAUGCUUGAUUUAUUUAAACGUCCGCUAGGUGGCGCCCAGAUGAAAUCUCAUAACCUGUGAGGACGAACUGCACAGUAUUUGAUUUUCUUUUCUUAUUUUUUUUUUUUCAGUUGUAACUACAGCAUUGUAGUGCCAUUAGAAACUGUGAAUUUAUAAAUAAACAUUUCGUUGUCUUUA